AUGAGGCCUUUAACUGAAGAAGAAACACGCAGCGUAUUUGAAAAACUAGCAAAAUAGUAAGUGGCGUGAUUGAUAGUCCAUGUUGUUUAUCUUGAUCGUUUCAAACGCAUGUAAACUUUCUUUAAUUUUCUUGAAGCUGCAGAAACAAAACCGCACUCAACAACUUGAACUCGAACUCAAAAAAUUUAUAGAUGUCCCUUCAAAGCUUCCGUACAAAACUGCAUUUUUUCAAGCUUAAAAGUUUUUUUCUUUCACGAUGAUUUUUUAGUAUUGGAGACAAUAUCAAACUUCUCAUAGAUAGACCAGAUGGAAAUUAUUGUUUCAGACUUCACGAAGAACGAGUUUACUAUGUCAGGUAGGUUGAAAUUUUUAUCUUUUAGAUAAAUAGAACUAUUUAAAAACUGUGGAGCUCCGACAUUUACACGUUUUAAUUAAACUUCCCUAAGGCCCGUUUCAAACAUCGUGCUACUGCCGUGCCGAACUCAGUUGCUCGAAUUAAAUUCGACUUUAGCACGGCAGUAGCGCGACGUUUGAAACCAAGCCGUGCUACUGCCGUGUAGCACGGCAAGCCUUGCCGUGCUACACGGCAGUAGCACGACUUGGUUUCAAACGUCGUGCUACCGCCGUGCUGAACUCAAUUCAUAAAUUAUAAAUACAUUAGAAUACAUUUAAAGUUUGCUAAACCAUUUCAAUAUUUUUGUGUUAUGUUUUCGGCAACAACCGUUCUAUUCGACUGAAUUAAAUUCGACGUCUGAAACCAAGUUGUGCUAGUGUCGUGCUGCAGUCGAGCUACAGUCGAGCCAGCUUGGCACAGCAGUAGCACGACGUUUGACACAGGCCUAAGGUUUAAUAACCAUCCAAAAUGUUUAAUUUAAGUUGGCACCUAUGACAUGGUUUCUUAAAAGAGUUCUCCUUAAAAGACAUCAAAUGUUGGCAGUAGCUGUGCAUUGUGUAAGGCAUUUGGCAUGAGCAAAAUGGCGAGUUUAUGCGACAACAUGACAAAUGCAUAUGUUACAGGUCAAAAUAAAGUUCAGGGUUGGGUUGUUCAAAGCAGGGUUAAGUUAACCCAGGGUUAGUGUGAAAUUUGAUUUCAGACAUGAAAGCUUGAGAAGCAAAUUCAGGUUUAUUCUUUUUGGCUACAAUUUGAUGAUUGGAUGCUCUAUAAAGAAGACAGAAAAUUAUCCGACAAAAUUCUUUUGAACAAAAGAAAAAGAACCCAGGUUAAAAUUUAACCCUGGGUUAGCGCUAAUCGGCCUUUGAACAACUGGGCCCAGGUUAAAAUUUUCUUCAAAACUAUUAAACUGGCAACCCUGCUUUAUGGCUAGUGCCAACACCCAAGCUCUGUGUUUUUAAUACCUCUUUUAUUUUCUUGCAGCGAGCAAAUCAUGAGAAAGGCGACAAAUAUUGCAAGGGAGAACCUCAUAAGCGUGGGAACCUGCAUUGGCAAGUUUACAAAGACAAAACGAUUCAGACUUCAUGUGACUGCUCUUGACUUCAUGGCACCAUAUGCUAAGGUAAGCCUGUUUUUUUUUUCUUUUUGUUUCAUGAUUGUUUCUGGUGUUAUUAUUAUGAUCUAUAAUGAAACUUAGUUCUGCUAGUCGACCAGAAAACUUCCUUGGAGCAGGUUAUAGCUGGUAACCAAGAGUCUCGAGAGUCUGGCCACCUCUUGAGUCUCAAGAACUCUCUGUAGUAUUGUUUCAGUUUCUAGUAACGUGGCCUUCUGUAUGUUCCCAGGUCUUACCCUUAUUCCAAUAUUCUGAAGCAAUUAUCCAGAUGAUGAUGAUGAUGAUUGUUAUUGUUAUUGUUAUUAUAAUUAUUACUUACUUUUGUGCCACAGACCUAAACCUAAAUCUAAAGUGAAUGCCACAGUUUCAAUAGUGAUUAACAAUUAUUUGAUGAGGCUGAGUAUCAUCUGAAGAAUUAUGGAGAUCAAGGAGCGUGUUAAAUUGGCCUUGGCAGAUAACACCCUCCGAGAUCUCCAUAAUUCUUCAGAUGAUAUGUAAACCAAAUUACUAUUGAAUACAGCUUACAAUAAAUUUAUUAAGCAAUUAUUGUUUUCUUAUUCAUUCAAAACAAUUCCUGGUUGAUCUUCAAUAGUGCAUGUUUAUUGGCAAGUCUAGGAGAUAAACGGUUUUUGCUAAUAUUCUCCAAAUAGCAGAUGUCGUCCAUCAAGUUGUCUUCUUGCUGCUCUUGCUAUGUUUUUAGCCAAUAGUUGCCUAUUUCUUCCUUGUGAAUCUGCCAUUUUGUACUCACCACCAAAACAACUCAACCUUGUCCCCAGGUUUUCUUGGUUAACUGUUCAGUUUUCUGAGCAUUACAAUGCACAAUUGACAUCAUUUUCCACAUAUUGCAAAAUCUUCCAAAUUUGGUCGACAGUAGCUGGUUAUGAUAACGUAUGCCUAUAUUAGGAUUUUGGCCAUCCAGAAACUGAGAAAUAUUUUCAAUGUAUGUAUAAUAAUGAUAAUUUAUUGUACUCACAAUGGAAUUUUUCUAAUGAGUUGGAAACAAAAACCCAAUCUGUAAUUCUAGGCUUAUCCAGCAAAAUACCAGUAAAGUGUGAUAUUGAUUUUUUUACCUCUUAGUAUAAAAUCUGGGUCAAACCAUCUGGGGAGCAGUCAUUUCUAUACGGAAAUCAUAUUUUGAAGUCUGGAUUAGGAAGAAUAACAGAAAAUACUCCACAAUACCAAGGUGUUAUUGUUUACUCCAUGAAUGAUCUUCCACUGGUAAGUGAAUUAAACUCAAGUUUAAGUGUUUUUCACCCUUGAUUCAAAAUGCAGCUUACCCUUCUCUUCACUAACAUGCAAUCGCUUUCUCAUUUCCCUAUCUUCCAACAAUUUUGCACUUCUAGAAGGAAAAAAUUUGUCUUGGAAAAACUUUGUAGUCAUCUCAAAGUCUUUGUUUGAGUGGGACAUGCCUUGAACAUCAAAAUAGUCUCUAACUAAAUAGUCAAACAGUGCUUCUGAGCCAAGAUCUGAGCUGAACUACAAUGUAGUCAGUCCUACAGCUGUACUAUAAACCAGGUUUGCACAAAUAUUCAAUAUUAAAAAAAAAAACCCUUUCAAGAGACUAAACACAGUCAAAUGCCAAUCUCUUUCCCAGAGGCUGCGAUUCUUUUGCACAGCGAUGGGGAACACUAACCUCUGGAAGAAUAAAAAAAUAUAUCUCUGAUUGGCCAUGCAAUAAAAUCGUGUUCAUCACAUGCAAAUUUCUUUGCUAAUCAGAAACCUGUGAGCACGUUGAUUUGAUUUUGACAAGUAAUUUGUGUACACACAAAUCUCAUACGACUUGAAACCGUUAAGAAAAACAUUUGCCUCGAUAAGUUCUGAAAUCACACUACAGUGACAUUUUGUUCAAAAGUUCCUUUCUUAAUUUUGAAAGUCAUUUCAAUGCUUUUUUUCAAGAGAUGUUAUACAUCUACAGUCGAACCUGUAUUAAGCGGUCACCCUCGGGGAAUGGCUAAGUGACCUCUUAAUAUGAAUACAAGGUGACCGCCUAAUACAGGUUGCAAGACAUACAGUUCAAAGAAUUAGAUCUCCAGUGCUGAUCAGAUCAGAUGUUUGACCUCAAAUAGAGACAUUAAUUUCCAGCGUUUUAAUGAUUUGGGAAAAUAAACAAGGAAAUCAAUUGUUGUAUCUCGUGUGUUACAUCAUUUGAAACUAUAUGAACACAGUGUGAACAAAUAAUUCACACCGUGUGACCGUUUAAUACAGACCAAGGCAAUAGAAAAAGUCCAGUUGGGGCUUUGCAAAUGGUGAGCGUGACCACUUAAUAGAAGUGACCACUUAAUAGAGGUCGAAAUUACAGUACAUCAAGGGAAGUAAUUUUCGGGACUUUGAAAAAUGACCGCUUAAUAGAGGGUGACCGCUUAAUACGGUGCCGCUUAAUACAGGUUCAACUGUAUGCUAUUGAGCCUUUCAAAUUUGCACACAGCUGUGCUCAUUCUGAGCAUGAGAGAAUGUGUGUCGUCAUGACUAACAAAUGUUCUUUUGCCGCAUUUAAAGAAAUAAACAUUUUCGGUCUCCUUAAACAGUACGUCCUUUCAUGUUACUUGUCUUUCUCUACUAAACACAUCGAUCAAAGUUCACAGAAAGAAAAACUGCUUUGGAAAGAUUAAAUUGUAACUAUGUGUGAGCAAGGAAAAUUUUCCUUGAAAACUUCUCUAAGUCAUAUGGGUAAACAAUUUUACACAGGCACAAUUAAACUGGAACCAGGAUUUUGUGGUUCCGGUUUUAGAUUCUUCAAGAGCGUCCGUUUCCCCAUCGGCUGGACAAAAAUAACAGAGGCUCUGGGGGCAAUACUGGUCUAAUGCAUUCAGUGGAGAAUACUGCCUUUUUUGUUAUAGUCCUGGCUCCACAUAUGCCUGGAGUUUUACAUAUGACCUUUAGUUUGCACUUUCUAAAGAACUUAUUCACUUUGUAUAGCUUCUGCACGUACUGUUAGAACAGCAGAAACAAACCAGGCAAUAAAUUAAUAAAUACUUAAUUAUCCUCUCUGAGGUUAAUGGAACAAAUAAUUUAAAAGAAACAUAACUGGUAGGAGGCGAACCAAUUGGCUAUUUUACAAGCAUGGCAGAGCAUUUGAACUCAGACUAACGGGAACAAAUCCAGCUGGCAGUCAGGGCCGGGUUGUUUGAAGCUGGGUUAAGAUAACCCAGGGCUAGUGUGAAAUUUGAACGCAACUGCGGGAGCUUAAAAAGCAAAUUCAGUUUAAUUUUCUUUGCCUACAGUUUGAUGAUUGGAUGCUAUAAAAAGAAUAGAGAAAAGUAUCCCAGAAAGUGCUUUUGAUAAAAAGAAAAAGAAACCUGAGUUAAAAUUCAACCCCAGGUUAGCCAUAACCGGCGUUCAAACAACUGGGCCCAGGGCAGUACUUUAACUCGGGCUCAUCUGCUCAUCCAUGCUGCCAUCGAGUCAGAUCAGUCUAUAUUUAUAGUGUGCACAGCACUGGUAGGUUGUAAAAUGCAAAAACUGUUGAUAAAACCUAUUUUUGAUGGGCACCCUGGAUUUCAUAGCUUCAGGGUUUAUUAGUGCAGCCUUUAUCUUCCCCAGCUAUGGAUUUUGUCGUGGCUUAUUAGGCUUACUUUCCUUGACAGGGAUUUGGUGCCACAGCUCGCUCAACACAGGAUUGCCGACGGGCUAACCCCACUGAUAUAGUCUGCUUCCAUCAAGCUGACGUAGGCGAAUAUUUGCGUUCAGAGGACACUUUAACAUAA
Porites evermanni is the source of this 5209-nucleotide messenger RNA. Lineage: Eukaryota; Metazoa; Cnidaria; Anthozoa; Scleractinia; Poritidae. The record is from the annotation of a GenBank genome assembly.